CUCUGCUUCGGACGUUAGAUUCUCGUCGUUGUGAGGUUUGCACUUGCACUUGCACACAUUCGAGGUAGGAUCGCGUGACCUUUGGCCUGCGCGUGGAUGUUCUUUUCAUCUCUAUAUCUUGUCACACCUUUCAUCUCUCUUCAUCUCUUCUCUGUCCGAUUGCAUUUCUUCUGCCUGUUCUAUAUCACAUCUCAUACCAUAACGUCACGCUUUCCCCCGAAACGGCUACAGCAACUCGUAGGUCUUCCAUCUCCUAGCUCUCAUCUUUCCAACCAUGACUUCCACAUCACUCCCGCUCUUCACUCUCUCUUCUCGACCAUACCAGUCUCGCAAUAUUCGCGUGUCAGCUCGAGUAGCCUCCGCAUCCCCAACACUCACUUCAGCACCCACAUCAGUAGACGCAGCUCUCAGUCAAGUGUAAAAGCGGGAAACAAGCUACAACCUUGGCAACUCCUACAAGCCGCAAACCUCUACAAACAAGUUUCAUGAAAGAGCACGCUAGGCGUAUACUACCAGAAGUUCUAGCACAAAACUCCUGUACUGAUCUUACAUGUGGAAGUUAAGCUGUUACAAAACUCCACCGCACCUUGAUUUCUAUUUGACAGGGAAGCGGCAGGCACUUCUGAUCCAGACACGCACUCAAGCUACUGUAAACCCGUCUAGCUACCGCAAAACAUUAAAUAUAGUAAACACGCAGACCCUGUGUCAGUUUAUCUCAAGUAUCGCUAUCUAGAUGUAGUAACCCGGUCAUCAACCGUCCUAUAUAGC
Dothidotthia symphoricarpi CBS 119687 is the source of this 768-nucleotide messenger RNA. RefSeq lists its product as uncharacterized. The record is from RefSeq and is a predicted model, not a curated record. The coding region runs from base 97 to 489 and encodes 130 amino acids. The transcript has 2 exons. Lineage: Eukaryota; Fungi; Ascomycota; Dothideomycetes; Pleosporales; Dothidotthiaceae.